Knipowitschia caucasica is the source of this 1380-nucleotide messenger RNA. The record is from the annotation of a GenBank genome assembly. Lineage: Eukaryota; Metazoa; Chordata; Actinopteri; Gobiiformes; Gobiidae.
AUGGAGGAGGGGAUAGGACAGGGUGAGGGGAGGGGGGUUGAGGAAUUUGUGUGGUGUUGGGGGGAUGUGGGGAUUGGGGGGGGUAAUGUGAUGGGGGUUAUUGUGGGUUGUGUUGUGUUGGUGGUUUGGGGGGGUGGGUGGGGGGGUGGGGGGGGUUGGGUGGUUGGUGUGUUGUGGGGGGGUGGAGGGGGUGGGGGAUGGGGGGUUGGUGGGUGUGGGGUGGUGUGGGGUGGGGGUGGGUUGGGGGGUGGUGGUGGGUUUUUUGGGUGUGGUGGGGGGUUGGGUGUGUGGUGGGGGGGGGGGUGGCGGGGGUUUGUUGGGUUUGGUUGGUGGUGUGGGUGUGUGGUGGGGGGGGGGGGUGGGUUUGUUUGUGUGGGGGUUGGGGUGGGGUGGGGGGGGGGGUUUGUAUUUGUGGGUGGGGGAGGGGGGGGGUGUUGGGGUUGGGGUGUGGGGGGGUGGGUUGGUUGUGGGGGGGUGGGGGGGGUUGGGGUGGGGGGGGGUGGGGGUGGGGGGGGGGGUGUGGUGUGGGUUGGGGUGGUUGGUGGGGUGUUGUGGGUUUGUGGUGGUGUUGGGGGGUGGGGUGGGGGGGUGGGGGUGUUUGGGGUGUGGGGGGGGGGUGUGUUGGGUUUGUGGUUGUUGUUGGGGGUGGGGUGUGUGGGGGGGGUGGGGGGGUGGGGGGGUGGGUUUGGGGGGGUGGGUGGGGGGGGUGGGGUGGGUGGGGGGGGGGGGGGGGGGGGUGGGGGUGGGGGGGGGGGGGGUGGGGGGGGGGGGUGUGGGGGGGUGUGGGGGGGUUGUGUUGGGGUUGGUGUGGGGGGGGUUGUGGUGGGGUUGGGGGUGUGGGGGGGGGGGGGGGGGUUGGGGGGGGGGGUGUUGGGGUGGGGGGGGGGUUGGUUUGUGUUGUGGGGUUGGGGGGGGGGGGGGUGUGUUGGGUUUGGGGGGGGGUUUUUGUUUGGGGGUGGUGUGUGGGUGUGGGGUGUGGGGGGUGUGGUGUUGGUGUGGUGUGGUUGUUUGGGGUUGGUUGGUGGUGUGGGGUGUGGGUGGGUGGUUUUUUGGGGGUUGGGUGUGGUGGGUGGGGUGGGGGGGGGGGGUGGGGUGGUUGGGGGGGGGGGGGGUGUGGUGGUGGGUGGGUGGGUGUUGUGGGUUGUGGUUGGUGGGGGGGGGGUUGGGGGGGGGGGUGGGUGGGUGGGUGGGUGGGGGGUGGGGUGGGGUUUUGGGGGGUGUGGGGGUGUGUUUUGGGGGUGGUGGGUGUGGGUUGUGGGGGGGUGGGUGUGUUGGUGGUUGGGGGGUGGGUGGUGUUUGGUUGGGGUUUUUGUGGGGGUGUGUGUUUGUUGUGGGUGGUGUGGUGGGGGGGGGUUUUUAUUAGUUUGGUGUGUGUGGUAG